Chelmon rostratus (copperband butterflyfish) is the source of this 545-nucleotide messenger RNA. RefSeq names its product hemoglobin cathodic subunit beta-like. The transcript is spliced from 3 exons. Gene Ontology annotation, biological process: hydrogen peroxide catabolic process; oxygen transport. Gene Ontology annotation, cellular component: hemoglobin complex; haptoglobin-hemoglobin complex; blood microparticle. The coding region runs from base 91 to 534 and encodes 147 amino acids. Gene Ontology annotation, molecular function: haptoglobin binding; heme binding; oxygen binding. NCBI's taxonomy places the organism in Eukaryota, Metazoa, Chordata, Actinopteri, Chaetodontiformes, Chaetodontidae. The record is from RefSeq and is a predicted model, not a curated record.
GAACAGAAGAGCUGAUCACUCCUCACGUUGACGCGCAGAGGCAAACGGUGACUAAAUACAUUGAUUGAUAUAGAUUGAUUGAUCGGCAUCAUGGCUGAGUGGACAGAGAAGGAGCGAAGCACGAUCAGUGCUGUUUGGAAAGAAAUUGAUAUCGAUGAGAUUGGACCAGAAGCUUUAGCAAGGGUGUUGAUUGUCUACCCCUGGACCGAGCGGUAUUUUGGUAGUUUUGGGGACAUCUUCACCGCAACUGCUGUUCUGAAUAACGCCAAAGUGGCAGCCCAUGGCAGGGUGGUGCUGAAGGCUCUGGACAAAGCGGUGAAGGACAUGGACAACAUCAAGGGGACAUAUGCUGAUCUGAGCCGGCUGCACUGCGAAAAACUCAACGUGGACCCUGAUAACUUCAGACUGUUGGCCGACUGCAUCACAAUUGCAGUGGCCUGCAAACUCAGGAGCACCCUUGACCCUCAGGUCCAGGCUACCUGGCAGAAGUUCCUGUCUGUUGUGGUCGAUGCUAUGGGCAGUCAGUACACUUGAAGAGCUGAACA